AUGAACAGCUGGGGUACCUCACUUCAUGGAGUACCCGAGCGUGUUUAUGGGUGUAUGGAGCGAAACGAGCCGUCGGCGUGGGAAAAAACGCGGACGGCUCACGUUGUUCCACCGACAGAGCGUGGUAUGGAUGACGAGGAAUCCUUGGAGAUUGGAGAAGUCCUAGCGGCGCUCAAUCAGGGGGAAGAUGUGUCAGAUGGUCGAUGCCAAGAACCGAAAGGGAGUGAGAUGGAUGAUAGAGAUAGAGGAAAGGAAGCUGAGCGCCAACAUUUCGCGGACCCGAUCAAUGAGGUGACUUCGUCGGGCAUGUUUACUCUCGACGGUCCGCCGGAUGUGGCGGACGCGGAGAAGCUGCGAUUUGUCCGCGACGCGGUGGGAAAAGGUGCAUUUGGGGACCAAAUUGGGCCUGGAGCCUGGGUGGGAUCAGCGCAUGGACGGCAGAGAAAAGCCGUUGAGCCGUACGUCCAGAUUUGUCGGGGAAAUGAAUUUGCUGACUCUUUUGAUGCCUUCUUUUUCGCAAAGACAUUCCCCACGCUAUUUCCGUUUGGUAUUGGUGGUCCUCGCCUGAUUGAAGAGGCCGUCUCAGAAUUCGGCAGCGAUAGCCAUGAGGGUGAAGCCGGCGAGGUAGAGGCGGCAGCAGCAAAUAAUCUCUUGUCGUCUCGAAACAUGAGCCUCCACACCUGGGCUGGCAUCGUGCUGCGGCGGCAUGGCGGCCGCUUUGCGACGCACCAUAUUUUUGCAUUUCUGGUGUUCAAUAUGGGGGUGAGGUCCCGGAAUCGCCGCGUAAGCAUGCUGAGCGUAACAAGGAAGGGCUUCCGAAAAGUUGAACGCAUCGUACGGUCGCUGAGUGUGGAGAGGUUGGAGGCGGCUAGAGUCGAGCUUGAGAGCUCGGGUGUUGCAACCGACGCGGGAGUGAAAGAGCUCCUGAGAAGCCUUUCGCUGUACGGAUUUCGGCAGCCGAUGUCGAGAGAACUCCGGCUAAGCAUGCGGCGAAAGAUCAAGUCGUUGAUACUUCAACACGGCGUGCCGGCCAUUUGGUUCACGUUAAACCCGAACGACAUCACGAACCCAGUAAAGCUACGGCUGGCUGCGUACCGAAGCCGUGGUCCAGAGGAGGCUGAGGCAUUCUUGCGAGAUCUGGACGUAGCGUACAAGCGUGUACGGCUGGCAAUAUCGGAUCCCAUGAGCUCAGCCCUUUUUUUCCAUCGUGAGAUGACGUUAUUCUUCGACCACUAUGUGAAGGUGGGGGAAGAGUCGGUGUUUGGACGGAUUAGCCAGUACUAUGGUGCUGUUGAGACGAAUGAGCGCGGGGCUCUCCAUCUGCACGGGCUGCUUUGGUUGCAUGGGAAUAUGAAUAUGAGUUCGAUAUUUGCCGACGCCCAAAGUGAGAACCAGAGGACCUAUCGGGAGCGAAUUGUUCGGUAUGUCGAUAGCGUCUUCUCAGAGGAACUGGACCAAGAGGGAUUCUGUGCCAUCAAGGCAGAGCGUUCGGUGACGGCGGAUAUAUCCACGCUGCUGGGCAACAGUGGGCAAUUAUCGGGCAUGUUCGAUGAAGAAGCCAAUUUCUGCGCUGGGGCGACACAAAUCCACACCCAUAGCCCUACCUGUAUAAAGUACUCACUGGGCAAGAAGGGUAGGAGUCGAGACCUUUGCCGCUUCAAAGCCCCCUGGCGACUGGUUGAGAAGACCGCCUUCACAGAGGAUGGUGUGCUGCACAUCCGGCGGAACCACGGCAUGGUGAAUCGGUGGAACAAGGCCAUGGCGGUCGGGUUGCGGCACAACCACGAUAUUUCCUUCAUUGCGACGCAAUGCAAGACCAUGGCGCUUAUUUAUUAUGUGACGAACUAUGCAACGAAGGUGGAGGAUCCGGUCUGGAAGCGUAUCGCCGCCGCUGCAGAGGCUCUUCCCGUCUUACAAGUGGAAGAGCAGGGCAGCCGGGCGGAUACUGAGGCCGGUGCUGUAUCGGAGAAUGGUGGCCGAAACAAGACGCGACAAUUCCUGAUGAGAGUGGCAAACCGGAUCUUCACAGAUCGGCCACUGUCUCAGGUCGAAGUCAUCGCUUAUCUGCUGGGAUAUCCGAGCGAAUUCACAAGCAACAGCGCUUGGACAUUUCUGAACGUGUCGCUACUCUAUUGGCACGUCUUCAAGCGAUGGCGCCUUCUCCGACAGUCGAGCGGCGCGGAGGCUGAGGAUGAGUCCACCGAGGAGACAGUGCUCGUGGAAGAGGCGGGCCAGAGGAUAUCCGCUGUCGACGCUUAUCAGCACCGAGGCUAUGUCUUGCGGGGCCUGUGUCUAUAUGAUUAUAUGUCGCUCGUACGACUCAAGCGUAAAGGUAAGGGCAAGGACUCUACACCUUGGGGCGAGGUGCCGUUCGAGAGCGGGUGGCCGUUGGCCUGCGCGUGGACCCAGACUCUGAGACGGCCAGGCAAGCAUGCUACUGUUUGCCUAGACGGCUACCUCAGUAUGGAUUUUGCUCAGGACGACGACGGACCCUGCUACAGGAGGGCUGCUGUCCAGCAUCUGGCACUUUUUGUACCGUGGGAAUCUUUCUUGUCGGCAGAAGAUGGUGAUAUCAAUAAUAUUUGGAACCGGGAGAGGGGGUUACUGCCUGGAAGACUCUCGUUCGUUGCUAACAACAUUCAAUUGCUCCGGCGCUCUGCUGAAGAUGCCAAGCGUGACGCCAGGCAAUGGGCUGCUUCGUCCGCGGACAGCGAUCGCACGGACGAAGCGGUCAGUAUCGGACUAAACGAAUGCAACGCGGAGGCCACGGAUGUAUACCGGUCUGAUAGUGUCGGCGAUGCCACGCGUCUGAUCGACGUCGUCAGAAUGGCUGCGGGAGUGAGCCAGAUCACUGCCGGUUCGAAGGAGAUCAUGGCAUGGAUGCAGCAACUCUGUCGCUUCCAACAGUCAUCGCUGUGCUCAAGCGACGAGCUUCGGGCCAGAGUGAUAGAUGAACGCGGGGUAAGAAGAAUAGAAUUGUCCGGGCGGCCGUUUUCGAGAGCGGAGAUCCCAGCCCAGAAAGAAUUGAGGGCCAUUAAGUCACAGCAGACAGCUGCUUCCAGGGAGAGGGAGAGGAUGAUACAGGGAAUACAGCAUGUGGCCGAUAACCGAGAUAGGGCCACUACUAAUCGUAGCGCAGCCAUUGAGGACGUGCUGAACGGAUUUGGGGAGCAAGAUAUCCGCGUGACAGCUGCCCACCCCAAGGGCAGGAGUCUUGAUAGCAGCCCCCAGGCGAAGGUCCGGUUGGGGCCGUCAACAUCCUUCCUCCAGGCAGGAAGGAGGCUGGUAGAGCUGUUCACCUUGAAUAGAAGGCAAUCAGUCGCCUUUCUUCUGAUAUGCCGACGGCUUGAUUCGAUACGAGGUCACGGGGCUGCCGCUGGUCAGCUCUGCGAGUUCAUCGGCGGGGAGGGCGGUACCGGGAAAUCACGAGUCAUCGAGGCACUGGUCGAGCUAUUUGCGAGUGCGGGCAUCUCGAAUCGUGUGCUCGUAACGGCGACGUCAGGGACAGCAGCAGCGCAGAUCAACGGCAUCACAAUCCACUCAGCCUGUGGCUUUUUAAAGGACCGCGUAUCGCGCGUUGGCGUAUCCAGAGAUAUCGACGGGGCCAAUUUAUCGAAUUCGGCAGAGCGAUUUAUCAACGGCCAGUCCCGAAUGGACUGGCAAGAGAAGUAUCUACUCAUCAUUGACGAGGUCAGCAUGCUAGGAGCGCGGACGCUGUAUGCGGUGAAUGAGCGGCUCUGCAGGCUCCGCGGCUGCCAGCGGGAUUUUGGCGGGAUUCCCAUCGUUCUGUUCUGCGGGGAUUUCCGCCAGUUCCGGCCUGUGCAGGAGAGAUCGAUCCUCCUUCCAAGCACGGCCGUGACAUGGGAUGAGGACACUUCGUUCGGCCCAGAACAAAGACACCAGCAUGAUAGGGCCCACGCGUUGUGGAGGAGGUUCACGACGGUCGUUAUGCUGGACGAACAAGUGCGCGCUGCUGGGGACCCAGAGCUGCAACAAUUGCUGAAACGGAUCCGACGGGGUGUGCAGAACCGCACAGAUUUAGACCUCCUUAACUCUAGGUGCUACCGGGAGGAUAGGCCGAUUCCGUGGGAAACGGGCAUUACCGUCGUGACACCGCUGAACAGGAAUCGGUGGAACUUGAACAUGGAGGCCACUCUGUCGUUCCAGAGACAACAUCGUGAGACGAUGCGAAUUUUCAUAUCCGAACACAGGUGGAAAGACGGCCAGGCGAGCGAGGAAGAAGCCAUCUUGAUGCUCAACCACGGAGACAACAGCGCGAUACCGGUGCCGGCGAUCUUCAUGUUCGUGCCCGGGAUGCCCAUCGUCGUCAACCACAACACGCACCAGGGCCUGAAGCUGGUUAAUGGAGCCAGCUACACCGCCUUGGACGUCAUCCUCGACAAGGCGUACCCGGGCCACCGGAUCUCGGCCGAUACGAUGCUCCACUUCGGGUCGCCGGCGGGGAUUCUGCUAGCGGCGAAGACAACCCAAGAGUUCCACUUUGUCGGGAUGCCGCCGGGCACAAUCCUUCUGACGCCGAUGAGCGUCAGCAUACGAGCCCAGAGAAAUCGGCCAUGGCAAGUGAGAGACGUGGCCCGAAAGGGCUUGCCGUGUGCAGCGGCCUUUGCGUGCACAGACUACAAGGUACAGGCAAAAACGCUAGAGCGAGUGGCACUAGAGCUGCGCGGGACGAGGACGACGAAUGUGAACGGUCAGAUGGUUGCGUCACAGUGCGAUCCAUACAGCCUAUACGUGCAGCUAUCGCGUUGCCCGUCAUUAGAUGGUAUCAUGCUUGUGUCAAAGGUGCGGGAGAGAGACCUGGUUGGCAACACGGUGCCCGAGGACAUGACUGCCGCGGAGGAGAGGCUGGAAGCGCUGAGCAAGAAGACCAUGCAGGAGGCUCACGACCUGAUCGGAUGA
Molecule: messenger RNA, 4920 nt
Organism: Pochonia chlamydosporia 170
Lineage: Eukaryota; Fungi; Ascomycota; Sordariomycetes; Hypocreales; Clavicipitaceae
Product: ATP-dependent DNA helicase PIF1
Exons: 3
Coding region: 1-4920 (1639 amino acids)
Biological process (GO): DNA repair; telomere maintenance
Molecular function (GO): DNA helicase activity
Source: RefSeq, a predicted model, not a curated record